Messenger RNA from Drosophila santomea, 524 nucleotides. RefSeq lists its product as uncharacterized. The coding region runs from base 42 to 500 and encodes 152 amino acids. The record is from RefSeq and is a predicted model, not a curated record. The transcript has 3 exons. NCBI's taxonomy places the organism in Eukaryota, Metazoa, Arthropoda, Insecta, Diptera, Drosophilidae.
GCAUAGUCUUUAGUCUGAAAUCUGGAUCCAUCGGCAGCGGAAUGUCUAUUACUUUCUGGUUUUACUUGUGCGCUUCAAUCAUUUCGGUGCUGGCGGCCCAUCUUCCGGAACACAAUUGCGAUUCAUACUUUACAUAUAGCACCAUGGACAUGGGAAAAACAUAUAUAGGCGUUUUCACGGCCCACAGAGCCUACAUUACUUCGUUCUACUGGGAGGCAGAGUUCUCUGCUCGCGGACGUGAAGAUCAAGUCGACUAUCUCAAUCCGUACCCCGACAAUGAAGAGUGCUAUGCCAAUAUCAGAAGGGGAAAUCGCGCUGAAAUGUUCCUGAUUUUCCGAAACAUUACCACGGAGGUGCCCAAGCUGAUCAAAUUUACGCUGAAUGGAGAGACCCUGUGCACCAACGAAAAGUACCCCCCACUCAGUAUCACAACUCGCGUAGCUCGGAGAAUGACUAUCGAUGAAAUACCCUCAGCGAUAACAUUUAGAAAAAAUGUUUGAAUUGAAGAGAGCGUUUUUCACAGU